CCGACUGAUCGAGCCUGAAAGACAGAGAGAAUAUCUUAAAGACCAUCUUAACAACCAUCUCAGAGACUCCAAGAAAAUGAAGACACUUGCCCUCUGUGUGCUGUUUCUUCUAUCCGUGCUCUACAAUAGGGUCCACAGUGCUUCCCUGGUCAAGAAUGAAAUGAUUAAUGAUGCAGACCAAGUAUCCGAUCCAGAGUGGUCAGAAUCAAAUAUUAUGGAGCCCCUUCUUAGGACGAAACGUCAUUCACAUCUUUCUAUCUGCACCAUCUGCUGUAACUGCUGUAAGAAGAAAGGCUGCAACUUCUGUUGUCUAACGUGAACCCGCGGCUCUUCUCGAGAGGGGACUGAAGGAUGACUCUGAAUCCUAAGAUAUGCGUUUAAAAGACACACCGUAGCUCCAAUCACUAGUCUUUCUGCAAGCUCUUUGCUCUGUGAUAAAGCCCGAUCCUAAACUGCGAAGGGCUAAAAGACAUGAGUAAGACUGAACUGCGUGGAGUCCAACUACUACUUUACAAACGUUGUCCUCUUAAGGUCCUUGCUCUCUGCUGCUCACUGUCUCACCUUUAUUUAUACCUAUUUUACGUUAUUAUUUCUCGAUUUUGUAUUGUAGCUUGUGUGUAAAGUUGUUUUGUAUAAUAAAUAUGUAUAUUAUUUUUUUCAAGGUUCAAAUACAUUUAUUUUAUUUAUAGAACUACAGGAAAGGCCUCAACAAACAAGUACAGUUAAAGGGACACUGCAAUGGACAUCUAUAGUUACUUUUCUUAAUUUAACUAGAGUGAGAUCGUUUUUGAGCAGAUUGCAUUUGAGUGUCAGUUUCUUUAGCAAUGACUUUUAGAGUUUAUAUCUGUUUCACGCAGUGAAAUCAGCUGUUUUCAUCUUUGAGUAGAUAAUUUUAACAAAUAUUUCAGUUUAUCUCAGUUUCUCUGGGGUUGUCUCCAUAUCACUCAACACUGGCAUCCUGCGAAGUGGGACACCCAAAGCAGACUCUCCCUGAAAGGAUUGGCAGGUCCGCCAAGCUGCCUGUCAAUCAAGCAGGCCAACCCAACAAGGGUGGAAAACCUAGUGCCCUAAGUGUAGCACAAGCGCGUGUGAUAUGAUGCAUUCACCUUACACUUUUAGGACAGUUUCCUGGUGUCCCCAAAAUCAGGACACUAGGGAACAAAGUCAAGACUGUAGCACAGGACCAUAAAAUCUGAACUGUCUUGCCAAAUCAAGAAUGUUGGGAGGCCUGUCACUCUGAUGGUCCAACUAUGAUGUACUGUUGUAAAAUUCAGCAUCAUUAGGAUCUUGCCCCAGAACUUCUAAGCCUUUCUAAACGUUGCUUUAUUUACCAAGGCUGGGGUAGCAAAAAACAUUUAUUUUCUAGUAGUUUAACAAAAUAAAUGACUAGGUAAAUUACUGAUUUCUUACAAAAAAAUAAAGUCCUAAGUUGCUUUGCGUGGGAUAUGUCCUAACAAAGGUCUGGUUUAAUAUGCACAUGAGUGGGACUCGUGAACUACAGUGUGAUAUAAACAUAUACAUUCCAAGUUCAAUCUGUGAUUCAUUGUUCCUCCAACUGUACUUGUUUGCUUCAUUAAUAAAUCUGUAAUUUUUAAAAUA
Pelobates fuscus (common spadefoot toad) is the source of this 1599-nucleotide messenger RNA. RefSeq names its product hepcidin-1-like. Gene Ontology annotation, cellular component: extracellular region. The record is from RefSeq and is a predicted model, not a curated record. Bases 77 to 319 code for a protein of 80 amino acids. The transcript has 3 exons. Gene Ontology annotation, biological process: intracellular iron ion homeostasis; defense response to bacterium. NCBI's taxonomy places the organism in Eukaryota, Metazoa, Chordata, Amphibia, Anura, Pelobatidae.